This is a messenger RNA of Diaporthe batatas, 2258 nucleotides long. RefSeq lists its product as uncharacterized. Lineage: Eukaryota; Fungi; Ascomycota; Sordariomycetes; Diaporthales; Diaporthaceae. The record is from RefSeq and is a predicted model, not a curated record. The transcript has a single exon. Bases 726 to 1979 code for a protein of 417 amino acids.
GCCAGCCAGCCAGCCAGCCAGCCCCGUGCACCUUGCCAUCUUUGUCACCCUCUGGACCUCUGGCAUGCCUGCUUCCUUCCAGCCCUUCCCGCCCAGGUUUCAUCAUCUCCUCCUGUUUGAGCUUUCACUUGCUCUGGAGCUUUUGUUCGCAUUAUACACAGUAGCCCGCCAUCCUACCCUGCCUGCCCUCUCCCUGCAACACUUCACUGCGUCCAUCCCAUCACGUCAAAUCGAUUUCAGGCCCCGACCGGGUUGCCAUAGCCAUGUUUUAUUCUGGUCCGGGCCCAGUGGGAGGAAAUUCAAAUCUACCUAGGUACUUGACGCUUCGAAUCCCCAAGGCGACCGGGUCGGGCCCAUCGACCCACUUGCCCAACGCACGACAACUCACCUCGUCGUGAUCUACUCGAACUUCAGCCUCUCUAUUUCCCUCACUCCUCUCUCCCAUAGGUCCUUUUCAGGCCGCCUAGCCUCUCGUUACACAACAGUCCCUCCCAAACCCCCCGACUUGGUCAAUCGUUAAUACUUUCCUUAAAUCCCGAAAAGGCGGUGGAUACCUGCGGCAGGCCUGUGACCAUCCUACAUAGUACCUUGUCGCCGACAUCAUCGCCGUUCAACUGCCGUCCUCCGCUUCUCACCCUGCCCUGCACGCCGCCUCGACGACCGAUUUCCAACCCCCGCGAGUCUCUGAGUCUCUGGACAUAACCACGUGCGCACCCGCGGUCGUCAUGGCUGAGGUACAAGCGAGGCCGGCUGGGCUGGCCGCCAGCAACCCCAUCAAGCGGUCUCCAAACGUCGCCAUACCUCCCACGUCCAUCUCUCUGCCCCCACAAAACGCCACCUCGAGACUCAAGAGCCAGCUGUCGCUCGACCCGUACUCGCCGGUCAACCAGAAUGGCAGUUUUGAGUUCGACCGGGUUAUUAAGAGCGGUUACCUCCAGAAACGGACACAGAAGACAAAGACGUGGAAGACUGCCUACCUGGUGUAUCGGCCUAAUACCCUCAGCAUUUACAAGGACGACAAGGAGAACAAGUUGCGCCACAAAAUAUAUCUAUCAGAUCUCACCGCCGUCACCCUUCUCAAGGACCCCAAGAACAAACGGGACCAUGUUUUUGGCCUGUUCUCACCUGCCAAAAAUUUCCAUUUCCAGGCCUCGAGUGCCGCCGAGGCCGAGGCGUGGGUCGAUUUAAUACGUUGCGAUGCCAGGAUAGAGGAGGAGGAGGAGGAGAUGUUUCUGGCCAGCCCUGUCAUCCAUCGCAAUUCUUUUAUGCCGUCUGGCCCCUUGGACCAGGCCGAACCAGGCACCGCCCCGAUCCUGCAGGACCGCGAUGCAUAUUUUUCGAGCUCCCCAGAACCGGUCGAAAGGAGCAAGCCCAGUUUCAGACGCCCCUCGUAUAACCCGCGGCGGCCAUCCACGACCGUCGAGUCCUCCGGUCUCUCAGGGGCCGAGCUGGCGUCACACUCGGAUUUCUCGGACUCGGAUGUUCAACGGGUUCACGGUGUUGCAAUCGAGAGCCUGGCGGUCCAGUCCCCUCCUCCCGCCUCCGCAAGUCCCAGGCCAAACGUCGGGGUCCGUAACGCCAGUCAAGCCAGCGGUAUCAACAUCGAACAGGACCCAGACCGAAUCCUCUGGCAAGGCUGGCUGCGUUGGCUUCGCAACAAAGGUGGUGUGCGCCAGUGGAAGAAUUGCUGGGCCGUCCUCCGACCAAGGAACCUCAUCCUUUACAAGGACGAGUCCGAAUACGCUGUGCAGUUCAUUAUCCACAUGGGCAUGAUCCUCAACGUGGUCGACAUCGACCCGAUGAGCAAGACCAAGACAAACUGCCUGCAGGUGAUCACGGAAGAAAAGAGCUACAGAUUCUGUGCGUACGAUGAGGAGUCUUUGGUGAAAUGCUUGGGGGCCUUUAAGAGUCUCCUGGCCAAGAGGAAAGAACUCGAAGCCAAGAUGGCUGCCAGCGACACGACCACAAGCACGUCCUGAAGGGUGUUGUCGCACGCCACGUCUCACAUUUUACACACCGAGCGAGCGCAUAUCUCGGGUGUCGCGCGUUAAUUUUGCUUUUCUGCAAGGGCUGGGCACGUGGCUGGCACCCGGCUUGCCGGUCGCACGAGGAGAGCACGGGAGUACUAUAGGUCGAAUCAUUUUCCUGUACCUAACUACCUGUCUUCUUUUCCUUCUUUGUUGAAAACAUGCAUGUGAUGCACACAUGCCCCUGUAUUUACGAAUCUACGAACCAUGAAUAUUGAUACCAUUCCAAAG